UAUGAGUCUGCCUCAGACUCCUUAUAAAUACAGCUUGACUCAACCACUGUAUGACUGGCAUCCUUGGAACAUGAAGUGGAUACUGUUCUUUGGGGCCCUUAUCGGCUCUGGCAUCUGUGACCGAGAAACAUUUUCUGGGCACCAAGUUUUCAGAAUUAACGUCAGAAAUGGAGAUGAGAUCAGCAAACUCAAUCGGCUAGUGAAUUCAGACAACCUUAAGCUCAACUUGUGGAAAUCUCCCCCUGCCCUCGGUCAUCCUACAGAUGUCCUGGUCCCUUCUGUCAGUCUGCAGGAAGUCAAAUCCUUCCUGGAGGACCAUGACUUAGAGUACUCAGUGGCUGUUGAAGACCUGCAGACUAUUUUAGAUGCUGAAAAGCAAGAAAUGCAACACAACGUACAUCAAGAACUGAGCAGCAAUUGCUUUAACUAUGGGGCCUAUCACACCCUGGAAGCUAUUCACAAAGAGAUGGACAACAUUGUCAAAUAUUAUCCUCGCUUGGUGAGCACAGUGACGAUUGGGCAUUCAUUUGAGAACCGAUCGAUGUAUGUACUGAAGUUCAGCACUGGAGAAGGGAGACAGCGGCCGGCCCUUUGGCUGAAUGCAGGCAUCCAUGCCCGGGAGUGGGUCUCACCGGCCACGGCAAUCUGGACCGCGAGAAAGAUUGCAUGUGAUUAUGGGAAAGAUGCAAUCAUCACCUCCACCUUGAAGAAAAUGGAUAUUUUCGUGUUGCCGGUGGCCAAUCCUGAUGGAUAUGUAUACACUCAUACUCACAACCGAUUAUGGAGAAAGACACGGUCUGUAAAUCCUGGAAGCACCUGCAUUGGUACUGAUCCAAAUAGAAAUUGGAAUUCUAGUUUUGGAGGAGUGGGAUCCGUUGCCGACCCUUGCUCUGAGGUAUAUCAUGGACCCUAUCCCCAUUCAGAAGUGGAGGUGAAAUCAGUGGCAGAUUUCAUUAAAAAACAUGGGAACUUCAAAUGCUUCAUUGACCUGCACAGCUUCUCACAGAUGGUGUUGUAUCCAUAUGGCUACACAGCUACGAAGGCCCAGGAUGCUGAUGAACUGGAUAUGGUGGCGAGGAAUACAGCCAAAGCUCUGGCUAUGUUGUCGGGCACUCAGUACCGAGUGGGUUCUAUCUUCUCCAUUACCUAUGCAGCUAGUGGGAGUACUGUUGACUGGGCAUAUGAUAAUGGCAUCAAGUAUGCGUUCUCUUUUGAGUUGAGAGAUACUGGGGACUAUGGCUUCGCUCUGCCUGCCAGCCAGAUCAUCCCCACUGCACAGGAGACCUGGCUGGGGCUGAAGACCAUCAUCGAGCAUGUGCGGGACAACAUCUAGAAGAGAGCCUUGUUCUGUCUACAUUUUAUAUCCCCUUGUGCAUACACACAGAGGCCCUUAUUAAAGAGAGCUUAUUCCUUCA
Messenger RNA from Odocoileus virginianus texanus, 1415 nucleotides. RefSeq names its product carboxypeptidase A4-like. Lineage: Eukaryota; Metazoa; Chordata; Mammalia; Artiodactyla; Cervidae. Gene Ontology annotation, molecular function: metallocarboxypeptidase activity; zinc ion binding. Gene Ontology annotation, biological process: proteolysis. The record is from RefSeq and is a predicted model, not a curated record.